Molecule: messenger RNA, 3945 nt
Organism: Pieris napi
Lineage: Eukaryota; Metazoa; Arthropoda; Insecta; Lepidoptera; Pieridae
Product: non-lysosomal glucosylceramidase
Exons: 16
Coding region: 172-2973 (933 amino acids)
Biological process (GO): carbohydrate metabolic process; glucosylceramide catabolic process
Cellular component (GO): membrane
Molecular function (GO): glucosylceramidase activity; beta-glucosidase activity
Source: RefSeq, a predicted model, not a curated record
AACGUUUGUGCGAUUUGUCUACAAUAAGAAUCCAACAAUAUUUAAUCUCAUGUUCGUCGUCAAAAUUCUCAUAAUUUAUUUUUUUAUUUGCUGCAGGUUGUCGUAAUUCGUAAAUAUUCGUAGCCAAUUUAUAUUUUAUUUUAAAAUCAUCAAAUUUUUCACUUGAUAGGAAUGGAAGCAACAGGGGAUAGCAACUUGGACCUUGAUGAACCAUCAAAAUGGGGACUAAAAUUGCUUCUCAAUCAUGAAUAUCCUCUGCAGACAAAACAGCUACUUAUACCAAAACCAAAUCAGAUCCUUGAUUUGGUGCCGCUUUCAGCAAGAUAUGUGAAGUAUUACUGUGCGAAAAGAAUGCAAAAGAAGCGGCCCAUAAUGGAUUAUUUUAAUACAAUUAAUGCACAAAGGAUACAUGGUUGCCCCAUUGGUGGUAUUGGUGGUGGAACUAUAGGUAGAGGAUUCAAAGGAGAAUUCUGUAGAUUUCAGUUGUAUCCUGGUAUAUAUGAAUACAUAACUGUACCAGAAUGCCAGUUUAUAGUCAAUAUAAGAAAUGAACAGAAUGUUACUAUAUUUCAGUCAGUUUUGUCUACAUAUAACAAACCAAAGAAAGCACCGACAUCUUGGGAAUGGAAUCUAGACAGUUCUCAAUGUGAAUAUACUGCAUUGUAUCCAAGAGCGUGGACCACUUAUGACCUUUCCAAAUAUGGAAUAAAAUUAGUCUGUCGCCAAAUAUCACCGAUUAUACCGCAUAACUAUAAGGACUCGAGUCUACCCUGUGCAGUUUUUGUUUUUACCGCCAAAAACGUGUGUAACGAACGUCGCACCGUAAAUAUAACGUUUACAUGGACCGAGAUACCAGUUGGAGUGAAUAAACGUAAAAAUAGUGGGAAGCUAGACUUGGAGAGGUAUUCAGAAGAGAAUACGUGCGGAGUGACAUUAGAACAAAGAGUUUCUGACACUCCACUCACGUUUACAAUAGCCAAGAAUAAAUCCGAGAACGAGACAAUACACGAGGGUUACUGCUUGUGGAAUUCGUUGAAGACGUCCAGUUAUGUAUGGGAGUGUAUUAAGAAGAAUGGCAAACUAGAACCAGAUCCUAGUCAAAGUGCAACUCCUCCCAAAGGCGAAAAGGAUAAAAUUGAUGAUAGCGAUAAACCAAAGAAAAUUUAUAAAAAUGAUUCCAUUGGUCUGUCGAACUCCAUAUCGUUGGAUCCUGGUGGAUGUGAUGUUGCAGAGUUCUGCCUUGUUUGGGAUAUGCCUAUGAUAAAAUACAAGAAAGAGAGAAAGGUGCAUAAACGAUAUUACACAAAGUAUUUCGGUAGUGACGGUAUAGCGGGUGCGAGCAUAGCUGCGUACGCGCUUCGGAACUAUAAGAGUUGGGAGAAGCAACUCGCAGAGUGGCAGGACCCAAUACUUAAUAACAGCAAUAUACCAGAUUGGUUAAAAAGUGCCUUAAUGAAUGAGCUUUACUAUGUGGCGGACGGUGGGACUAUUUGGUUUGACGUCAGCGAAGACUUUCCUGAGACUGAUCCUAGACAUGAUUUCGGUGUAUUCGGUUACUUGGAGGGUCAUGAAUAUAGAAUGUAUAAUACAUACGAUGUUCAUUUCUAUGCAUCGUUUGCCUUAGCACAGUUGUGGCCUAAUUUACAAGUUGUAUUACAAUAUAUGUACCGAGACGCGAUAGCUCUGGAGACUACUCAAUGCCGACAAUCUCUAUAUGAUGGGAAAUAUGUAAAAUUCAAAAUAAAGGAAUCCAUUCCACACGAUUUGGGCGAUCCAGAGGACAUCCCAUUCACAAACAUAAACGCGUAUAACAUACAUGACGUGUCCGAAUGGCGCGAUCUAAACCUCAAAUACAUCCUCCAAGUCAUGCGUGAUUAUCGUCUGUUAAGGGCCUAUAGUGCCCCAUUCCCAAACGAACGUUACUAUUCCAUGGCCUAUAUUGAUGACGUUAGAGAAGGCACAGAGAACGAUCUCUACACACGAUCAACGGAACAACCGGAUGAGAAAUCGCCGGAUUUAUCCGUCGACUUAUCUCUCGACCCUUCACCCGUACCCAACAAGGAGGUCCCUGAUAUUCUGGAUCUCCUCUAUCGCAGCUCAGAAGUAGUGCAAGAGUGUCAGGAGAUAGAAGAUCCCAAAGAAUCGGUUACGACUUGGAAUGCUAAGCAGUAUUUGAUGGAUAUGUAUCCGUCGUGUGCGGCGUUGCUUAGGAAGGGAUUGACGUGGGACAAGGAUGGUGAUGGGUUGAUUGAAAAUGGUGGUUUCCCCGAUCAAACUUAUGAUGCGUGGGUUAUGUCUGGACCUAGUGCUUAUUGUGGUAGUCUCUGGGUGGCUUCAAUAAGUGUAGUCCGAGCGAUGGCACACAUACUCGGACAAGAAGAAGAUGAAAGAGAGUUCUCGAAACUUCUAGAACGGGCGAAAACGUCGUUUGGUGAUAAAUUGUGGAAUGGAAGCUUCUAUAAGUUCGAUACUAAGCCCUCGAAUAAGAAUGUCGUGAUGGCAGACCAGUUGGCUGGACAGUGGUUCCUCCGCGCAUCUGACUGGAACGAGGAAGUGUUCCCCGAAGCAAACGUACGGAAGGCACUUCAGACCAUAUAUGAUAAUAAUUGUCAGAAGUUCUUGAAUGGGAGAUGUGGGGCUGUCAAUGGAUUCGUGACGGGUCGGCGUAGUAAAAUUGAUACCACGGCGCUGCAGAGUAUGGAAGUAUGGCCUGGUGUCACCUUUGGGCUUGCCUCGCUCAUGAUAUAUGAAGGUAUGCAUGAGCAAGCAUUCGCAAUGGCUGGUGGUCUCUACAAUACAUUAACUAAAAUGGGCUUGGCAUUCGAGACACCCGAAGCCUUAUACGAAAAUGGUAACCACAGAUCCAUAGCGUAUAUGCGGCCUCUUUCGAUAUGGUCAAUGUAUCAGGCGAUUAUUGCUAGGCCGCCGCGAAUUAACCACGUAAAUGGUCAAAUACAUGGAAAACAUUUAUAGUGAUGCCACGGUAAGGGCGGAUGAUUUUGAAAAAAUAAAUUAAUUCGGAAAAUAGUUUUGCUAGAAAGUGGAUAAAAUUAUUGAUUAUCGCUUUUUGUCACGUGAUGAGUCAUGGACAGUAGUUUUUGUGCAUUUUUGAUUUGCGAUGGUCACACCUGUCGAAAAGUUUGUAUUGUCUAGAGCUCCUGGCCCUAGACAUGUGUAAGCAGCGACAUUUGUUAUGUCGUGUCCGUUAGGUUCGUGAUGCCUAAAAUAAAAGUGCCUAAAGGAUACAUCGACUUAAUUAAAAAAAAAAUUAUAUUUUAAGUCAUCCGCCUUUGUGUCAUUAUCGUGGAAUAUUUUACUCUAAGUGAAUGUUACCCACGUGUCAAAAUGAGUAAUUUAUUAACACUUGUUUAGCACUGCACAAAGAUAUUUUAAAUCACUUAUGAGCAUUCUUCACGUUUAAUAUUUAUUGUGUACGAUAAAUAAUAUAUAUAUAUGUAUAUAUAAAUAAUUAAAAAUGACUACGGAGUCCAAAUACUAUAUUUAAAAAAUUGUUUAUGGACUAUUUCUAUAAAAAACAUAAAACCAGGCAAUAAAUUCUGAGAUUUGUAUUUUGAAAAAAGAAUUCCAAAACGAUGUUUAUUCGACGAAUCCUCCAGUGUAUCGAUAUAUAUAUCGAUCUUGAAAACCAUAAAUCGAAAUAAAUAUCGAUCGUGGAGUUUGCUCCAUAUUAAAUGCAAUAAAAUUGCGUGUUGACAUUACCAUUUUAUUGUGCCAUUUAAAAUUGUUAUCUACGUGCUACAGCGAGCUUACCACGAAUUUUCAAUACAGCUUUCACUGCUUGACUCCAUGAUUUAUUAAAUGUAAUGAUUAGAUCAUCUUGUCUACCAAUACUCGAUGUUAAAUUAAAUCUCUAGUUUUCGAAAAGUUAGGAAAUUUAAACUGAGCUGUGUAUUUCCAAAGAUAAUAUAUUCAAGUAAUUAUUUU